Molecule: messenger RNA, 966 nt
Organism: Sphaerodactylus townsendi
Lineage: Eukaryota; Metazoa; Chordata; Lepidosauria; Squamata; Sphaerodactylidae
Product: calcium/calmodulin-dependent 3',5'-cyclic nucleotide phosphodiesterase 1B-like
Biological process (GO): signal transduction
Molecular function (GO): 3',5'-cyclic-nucleotide phosphodiesterase activity
Source: RefSeq, a predicted model, not a curated record
AUGCCCACGUGCUGGGUGCCCCCCUUGCCCCCACGCUCCAGGGCAGGGCUUGUGGCAGGGCGGGGGGAGGAGGGGGAUGAGGACCAUUUUUUUGCCCCCUUGCUGGUGCACCCAGAGUGCAUUUUGGACAGCAAGGAGGAAAUCUGUAGAAGUCAGCUGGAUUUAGUGCCACUGUAUGUACAGGAGUGGUUGAUUGAUACCUUCACAACUAAGAAUGCCGCAUGCAGAAUGAAACCUGAGCAAAAACCCAAAACCCGAGUAAUCAGACUAUCAGUUGAAAGCAGCCAUCCUGUAGUAAGGCGGUUCCGUACAAGCACCAGUUCAACAGGCAUCGCAUUUUCACCAGAAGUGGUUGCGGCUUUUAAGGAGGUCGAUCAGUGGAGUUUCAGUGUGUUUAACUUAAAUGAAGCCAGCCAAGGGCACAGCUUGAAAAACAUGAUAUGUGAAAUGUUCAACAAAUACGACCUUAUAACCUGUUUUAAGAUCCCUCUUACCACCUUAAUUUCUUUUGCGGACGUGCUAGAAGGGGGCUACAGCAAAUACAAUGCCCCAUACCAUAAUGCAAUCCAUGCGGCAGAUGUUACCCAAACAGUGCACAGCAUCUUGCUCCAGACUGGUGCCAUGCACUGGUUCACUGACCUGGAGAUAUUAGCCAUCUUUUUCAGCACCUCGAUCCAUGAUUAUGGGCACACUGGGACCACAAAUAGCUUCCAUAUCCAAACAAGGUCUGAGGUUGCAUUGCUAUAUAAUGACAUGUCUGUUCUUGAAAACUAUCACGUGAGUGCCGUUUACCAGCUCCUACAAAAGCCAGAACUGAACAUCCUGGUCAAUUUAACCCAAGAGGAAUGGAGGCAAUUGCGUCAGCUGGUUAUUCAGAUGGUCUUAGCGACAGAUAUGGCAAGCCACUCCCAGGAUAUGAAAAGCGAUGUCCGUUGCCUGCAGCAGCAUGAGAAGACUCUGAAGUGA